UAACGCCCCGUUUUCAGGUGAGGGUUCAGUAAUCGUUCGUAACACAACAGGAGUUCAAUUUGAACGAAAACUAUUUGACGGAGACAAUGACUGGUUCGUUCUGCAGACCAACUACGACCCUGACAAGGAACCGCUAUUCGUUGAUAAUCGUCGUGGACCAGGAAAUGCUUGUAUGAAACAAUUGGGACAAAACAGAACAAGUGCUGAAGGCUUGUAUCAAGUACUGAAAUCAAAGCCGCUGCUCAACAAAACCACCGUACAUACUGUGAUCAUGUCGGUCACGAAGAAUAUCUAUCAGACAUUCAUUCAAACUUGUCCGAAUCCAUGUUGGGGAUGGUGA
Molecule: messenger RNA, 340 nt
Organism: Haemonchus placei
Lineage: Eukaryota; Metazoa; Nematoda; Chromadorea; Rhabditida; Trichostrongylidae
Source: the annotation of a GenBank genome assembly